CAGCGGAAUAAAGUGGGCGUGGGGCAUCAUAACAAAUGAGAUCAGGGGGUGGGGGUGGGGGACCACCAGCUGCUGCAGUAGGUGGCAUCCUGAAACUCAUAGAAUCGACACUGGGUCCAGGUGGAGGACCUCGAACUGGAGAACGGAAUGCCCUCCUUCCCGGAGGUGGCAAUGGGGCAGCAGCGUCUGAUGCUGAGAUUGCAGAAUACAUUUCGGUGUCUCCGAAAAGAUCGUCC
Molecule: messenger RNA, 236 nt
Organism: Geodia barretti
Lineage: Eukaryota; Metazoa; Porifera; Demospongiae; Tetractinellida; Geodiidae
Source: the annotation of a GenBank genome assembly